AGAACCUGGUGCCUGCCCCAGCCCUAGCCCUGGGGAAAUGAAAGCCAGGCUGGGGUUCGAAUGAGAGCAGUUUCCCUUCCUGUGGGUUGCGGAUGAGACAACCCCAUGACAAGAAGGACCCAGCCUCUGAGCGGCCACACCCUGUGUGUCUCUCUGUCCUACUGGCACUGAGGGCUCAUCCAUCCACACAGCUGGGGCCCCUGGGAGGAGACGCCAUGACCCCCACCCUCACGGCCCUGCUCUGCCUCGGGCUGAGUCUGGGCCCCAGGACCCGGGUGCAGGCAGGGCCCCUCCCCAAACCCGCUCUCUGGGCUGAGCCAGGCUCUGUGAUCAGCUGGGGGAGCUCCGUGACCAUCUGGUGUCAGGGGACCCUGGAGGCCCAGGGGUACCAUCUCAAUAAAGAGGGAAGCCCAGCAUCCUGGGACACACAGAACCCACUGGAACCCAGGAACAAGGCCAAGUUCUCCAUCCCAUCCAUGACAGAGCACCAGGCAGGGAGAUACCGCUGUUACUAUCACAGCCCUGCAGGCUGGUCAGAGCGCAGCAACCCCCUGGAGCUGGUGGUGACAGGAUUCUAUGCAAAACCCACCCUCUCAGCCCUGCCAAGUCCUCUUGUGACCUCAGGAAAGAGUGUGACCCUGCUGUGUCAGUCGCGGAGCCCGAUGGACACUUUCCUUCUGAUCAAGGAGGGGGCAGCCCAUCCCCUACUGCGUCUGAGAUCAGAGCACCAAGCUCAGCAGCACCAGGCUGAAUUCCCCAUGAGUCCUGUGACCUCAGUGCACGGGGGGACCUACAGGUGCUUCAGCUCACACAGCUUCUCCCACUACCUGCUGUCAUACCCCAGUGACCCCCUGGAGCUCAUAGUCUCAGGAUCCUUGGAGGGUCCCAGCCCCUCACCCACAAGGUCCAUCUCAACAGCUGCAGGCCCUGAGGACAAGCCCCUCAUGCCUACAGGGUCAGGCCCCCACAGUGGUCUGAGAAGGCACUGGGAGGUACUGAUCGGGGUCUUGGUGGUCUCCAUCCUGCUUCUCUCCCUCCUCCUCUUCCUCCUCCUCCAACACUGGCGUCAGGGCAAACACAAGACAUCGGCACAGAGACAGGCUGAUUUCCAACGUCCUCCAGGGGCUGCAGAGCCAGAGCCCAAGGACGGGGGCCUACAGAAGAGGUCCAGCCCAGCUGCUGACCUCCAGGGAGAAAACCUCUCAGAUGCUACCAUGAAGGACACACAGUCUGAGGACCAGGUGGAGCUGGACACUCAGAGCCCACACGAUGAAGACCAGGCAGUGACGUAUGCCCCGGUGAAACACUCCAGACCUAGGAAAGAAAUGGCCUCCCCUCCCUCCCCACUGUCUGGGGAAUUCCUGGACACAAAGGACACACAGGCAGAAGAGGACAGGCAGAUGGACACUCAGGCUGCUGCAUCUGCAGCCCCCCAGGAUGUGAUCUACGCCCAGCUGCACAGCUUGACCCUCAGACAGAAGGCAACUGAGCCUCCUCCAUCCCAGGAACGGGAACCUCCAGCUGAGCCCAGUGUCUACGCCACUCUGGCCAUCCACUAAUCCAGGGGGGACCCAGACCCCACAAACCAUGGAGACUGAAGACCCCAGAAGGCAUGGAAGCUGCCUCCAGUAGACAUCAUUGAACCCCAGCCAGCCUAGA
Molecule: messenger RNA, 1659 nt
Organism: Nomascus leucogenys (northern white-cheeked gibbon)
Lineage: Eukaryota; Metazoa; Chordata; Mammalia; Primates; Hylobatidae
Gene: LILRB4
Product: leukocyte immunoglobulin like receptor B4
Biological process (GO): cytokine-mediated signaling pathway
Molecular function (GO): inhibitory MHC class I receptor activity
Source: RefSeq, a predicted model, not a curated record